AAGACUGGGAUGGGUUCCGUUUGAUGUUGCGAUCGCGACGGAUGCCUCCCACGCAAUGUGUAUAAUUUACCGGCCGUCCCCUUGUGCAAGCUGAGAGGAGAGGACAGGCGUGUGUUGGUGUGGUGAUAUGUGUUGGUAGGCCUACUCACCGAAUGCCUCAAAACCAAAACAUUGUCGUGGCGAAAAGCGACAUAGGGAGAGGGGGAGGGAAACCUGUACGCCAUUCGUAGUGUGUCGGUUGAUGUACCUGUCACUUCCACACUGGUGUGUUUGUGUUUGUUUGUGUGCGUGUGUGUGAUGACUUUAUUUAUUUGUGUGUCUGUGAUGACUUUAUUUAUAACCGGGGUGAAAAGCGAGAGUAGUGUGAAUUUUCUCUUCUUGCCAAUUAAAUUGUGUUGGUGUGUGUGUGUUUUGUAUACGAGAAUGCGGUGCGCGUUCACCGCUCGGCUACCGAUCAGGAGUGUGUGUGUGUGUGUGGUUGGGUGAAAGUUGAUCACGGCUUCCGCUAAUCCCCUCCUAAUCUGGAGUAACGAUCCAGAGAUUGUCGAAGGUGAUGCGUUUAGAGAAUCUAGGCUAUUGGUGGUUGUUGCUAAUCUCAUCAGCGCCACACUGACCUGCCCAGAAAAACUAUUAAGAAUUAAGAAGAUCCAAAUAGGAAAUGACUUUCAUUUGACUACAUGGUGAAUUCAACAAUUAUAGAUGCGAAAGAAAAAUCGCAUUACCUAGUAGGGAGUCAUUUCGUUUAGGCCUAAAACUCAUCAUAAUUCACUUGUGAAUUAAUAUCAGUGUGUCGUUUAACAUGUCCAUGUGUCUGACGAGGCAAGACGUCUCCCGUGUGGAGCAGAAAAGCCCUCUUGACACUCUUUAUUCGGAGAUAUGUUAUCGCUCCUUGCUGCCGUUCUUCAGGUUAUCUCCGUCGCGGGGAGCUUUAAAGGUCUUGAUGGACAGGGAGGGGAGGCUAAACUCCUCCCUGAAAGGGAACCGCACGCUGCAAAACCCGGAAUGGAUCACGGUGCCCUGCAUUGGGCGAACUGCGUGUCUUGGGGAUGCCAAAAAGAGAUGCAAUGCAAAUAAAUAAGCGCUGCAAAAUCGUAUCUCUAUUUGGCCGGUAGUAUUAUAUAUACGUCAAUAAGGAAUUUAAUAUUGUACAAAAAGGAAAGAACACCUUAAUCUGAGAUUAUGCCUAUAGUAUUUGCUUCUGCGCAUUAGGUCAUUUUUUUUGGAAUACUUCUAGCCUAAUAUCUUAUUUCGCAAAUUAUUAUUCACCAUUAAUUAUCACGUCAUCACGUUUUAACAUCACCUCACUAGUAACAAGCGAAAUGUAAAAGACAAAAAAAAUCCUGUCCUGUUCCUCUGAGAUCCACUCCGUGUGUUCCAGCCGGUCUCCCUUCUGCUGGGUGAUCCAUGUCCCCGUGCAGACUGUCCUGUGAGUAAAACAGAGAGGAGCCUGGUGCGAGGGAUACGGGACUGCCGCGCGCUCGCUCGCUUUCUUUUUUUUCUUCGUCUUUUAAGUAAGAGCCACCGCGGGAGCGAGACACUAGGAAAGCGGGCAGGCAGACACUCUUGUUUCGCUUGUUUUACCGCCGAUCCCAUUUGCAUCACAAUUGUACCCGGCGUGAUGAAAGCGCCGAAGUGCACUUCAUCAGCUGGAGAGCGCAAGCUGGCUUCGCCGCGGGGGAUGUGCGCGCACACAAUGGGGGACGUCGCGCUCGCUGCGCCCGGGCCACGGUGUCAGGAUUUCUUGGUUCUCGGUCUAUAAUGGGGCGAAACACCGGAGCUGGAACGUCAAUAAAGGGAAAGCAAAGCAGGUGAACGUGCGCCGUCACGAGCGGGUCGAGGGAAAGCGGGUAUCCAUACGGGAUCAGACAGGGCCCGGUUGGUAGUUUGUUUCUGGUGGGUUUGUAAAGCUCUGCUUGUCAGCAGCCCCCAGGGCAGUACGCGUUUGUAAACAGAGAGGACGGACGUGUGGGUGUUUCAUUUGUUACCAGUUAAAAAUUCCGUUGGGAUAACUGGAAUGUAUUUCCGGCGACUGAGUCCCAUCUCUCUCCGCACAUCUGGAUAGUCUGAAGUGCCAACUGUCUCCCCGCCUCUUCAUGCUGCUCGUUUCCGUGCGCUGUUUUCUUCGGAGCGUUUUGCAGCGUUAAAAAACCUAAAUAAAGUCUUUAUUUAUAUUUGCGCACGGUCCACGUUGCUGGGUCGGUCAAGAAUGCAACUUAUCACCAGCGAGGACACGAUGGAGCGCGAUACGCCAACCAGGAAAACCGUGUACCGCAUCUCCCUCACCCUGGUGAAGAAGGAGAGCGCAGAAGAUGGGAGCACCAGCGCCAAUAACAACAACGACAACGACGUUAGCCCCGCGCCGUGCCGCCGUCCGGACAACGCCAACACGUGCGCCGCCGCGCGACGCGACUGCUCCUCCGAGCGGAAGCGCGGCGCGCUGCUCGAGCAGCUGCGCGAGGUGGUGGAGGAGGAGGAGGAGACGGACGACUUCAGCUCGCCGUCGCACCGGCGCAUGAGGAACUUCCGGACGUUCAGCACGGGGCAGCUGGAGCUGGGCCGGCUGAAGCUGGCCCGGAAGCACCUCUUCAAGAAGGAGGCCCGGGAGCCUGCGACCAGCCCGCUGGCCGAGACGCCGCCCGCCGUGUCCCACCUCAGGGGGAGGGAGGGGCUUCGGGGACGCCAACGCCAACGGGACGCCGUCCCCACCGAGAACGGCAGCACUCCAAAGCGGAAAAGACUCCUGAAGGCUAAAAGCACAGAGGAGAAGAUGGCCGAGGUCGUUUCGCCGCGGUCACCGCCAGCGUCUGACCGGGACUCCGGGAGCAACGUGAACGGCGCCUCCAGUCCGGAGGCCACGCCCCCGCAAGACGGCAAGCCGGGGCUGCUGCGCCGGAGCUUCAGCUUUCGCCACUGGACGGGUGUGGAGAUGCUGCGGCUGCGCGCCCUGUCCAAGGAGAAGCACCACGGCAGCUCCGGCUGCAUCGGCCGCCACGCCGCCGCAGGCCCCGCCCCCGACGCCGCUGCUGCCGCCGCCGGAGACCAGAGCAACAACAACGUCUUCCUCGCGGCCACCUCUCCCUCCUCCCCUCCCUCCAGCUCCUCUUCCUCGGUGGCCCCCUCUUCGUCGUCUCUGUCCCGAGACGAGGCUGCGGCGGCGGUGGCGGCGGCGGCCCCGCCCCGGGAGAAGAGCCGCACCCUGGAGGUCGGCGCCGUGCUGAGCAAGACGGCGUCGGCCACGGAGCUGAGCCGGCGGGAGCGCGCGCGCGCCGGGAAGAACCGCACGCUGGACAACAGCGACCUGCAGCGCAUGUCCCGGGAGGGGGGCGGCGGCGAGGGGGAGCGGGGGACGGGGCUGGGCGCCUUCCACCUCCUGCGGGGCGGGGGCGGGCGCUCCAGCGGCCACGAGAAGCGGCUGGUGCGCUUCUUCAGCGGGAUCUUCUCCCGCCGGGACAGCGGCGGUAGCGGCGGCGGCGGAGAGGGGGGGUCGCCCGUGGGCAGCCCCGUGGGCGCGGAGCGUUCUCUGCGGCGCACCCGGAGAGCCUUCCUGUCCCAGUCCAGCACGGAGAGCAUGAACGGAGCGGCGUCGCACGACGCCUUUGUGAACAGCCAGGAGUGGACCCUGAGUCGGACCGUCCCAGAACUCAAAGUGGGAAUCGUGGGUAACCUGGCCAGUGGCAAGUCGGCAUUGGUGCACAGAUAUCUGACGGGAACGUACGUGCAGGAGGAGUCUCCAGAGGCUGACGUGGACGCAGGCGGUCGCUUCAAGAAGGAGAUCGUGGUGGACGGCCAGAGCCACCUCCUGCUCAUCAGGGACGAAGGGGGCCCCCCGGAGGCUCAGUUUGCGUUGUGGGUGGAUGCGGUGAUCUUCGUGUUCAGCCUGGAGGACGAGAACAGCUUCCAGACGGUGUACCACUACUACAGCCGCCUGGUCAACUACCGCAGCACCGCCGACCUGCCCCUCGUGCUGGUGGGCACGCAAGACGCCAUCACCUCGGCCAACCCGCGGGUGAUCGACGACAGCCGUGCGCGCAAGCUGUCCAACGACCUGAAGCGCUGCACCUACUACGAGACCUGCGCCACCUACGGCCUCAACGUGGAGCGGGUCUUCCAGGACGGUCAGUACCUCCCCCCCCUACUCCCACACCUGCUCACACCCACACCCUACCCAGACCCACCAGGUAGGGGCGAUCAGUGCCCACGCUACCCCUAGGUUGGUCAUGUGUGGGGUCUGUCGGGAUGGUCAGUGCCCCCCCCCCUACCCAUUCGUUGGUCACGUGAGGGUCUUACAGAACAGGAUGGUCAUUAUCCCCUACCCAUAAGUGCUCAUGUGACUCUUGAAGGCUGCUUCAUACCGUUUUAUGGUGACCCUUCUUAAUGAGGAACUCUGUAUUAAAGUUGCUGUAAGAGUUGAGUGUAAUUUGUUCGGUAUGCCAUAGCGGUGAGUGAGUGAAAGGCACUGUGAGAUUAGCUGACCGCGCCUGCCUCUGGAUGAGAGCAUUUUGAAUCAUCCGCUCCGGGUUCAUUUCUGACCAAUCAGGGCAUCUCUUCCCUGAUUGGUUCGGAAUCCAUCUUGCCUGUCAAUCGCAGAUGUGUGAAUUGCACUUCUCAUUGGUGGAGGAACAUAGGAAGGGAGGGAGCAGAGAAAAAAGGCACUUUUUCUUGGUGUUUAUUAUCAAUGUAUUGCUUUCUUCUGAACGCUCUCUUAAAGUUGAUGCAUCGUAAAGUCAACACCUUAAAAUAGUCUGCAAUACACGUAUUUUGGAUGUGUUCGAUGGGGAUGGCAUUCCUUCUCGCCUGCUUCGGUGCUCCUUCCCAGGGUUACUUGACGUUGGUGUCCUCUGGGUUUUGUAGUUUUUAACGUGUCGCCCAGAGUGUGGGGUUUAGGGGGCUGGGCCGUCCUCCAGCACCUCUGAAGCUGGAGCCGCCAGUAUGAGCCGUCGCAGAAUGCCCGUGACUUGACGUUGGUGUUUUUCCAUCACUUCCCCUUUUGACUCUGGUGUUUUGACAAAGAAGUCUCACGAUGCGCUAAGCUGCCAAAGCGACAUCUCUUUGUAUCGACAUCUGGUGGACACUUUAUCUAAAGUCGUAAAGAACGGAUCACAACCAGAUUGGCGGCGAAAAAAGAAUUGCGCCGCCCAACGUUAUGAGAGAGAGAGAGAGAGAGAGAGAGAGAG
Molecule: messenger RNA, 5174 nt
Organism: Gadus macrocephalus (Pacific cod)
Lineage: Eukaryota; Metazoa; Chordata; Actinopteri; Gadiformes; Gadidae
Cellular component (GO): nucleus
Molecular function (GO): GTP binding; GTPase activity
Source: RefSeq, a predicted model, not a curated record